AUGGAUCUCGCUGCCAUUGACGAGGAUCCUGCUGCCGCACUUGCUGCAGUUGAAGCCGAUGCCGUGUCUGCAAUCUCAGAUCAGCAGUUCCUCUUCUCGACACCUGAUCGCAAACAACUAUCAAAUCAAUCUUCCAACGCCACAACACCAGCCCCCGGAUAUUUUUCUUAUGGAAGCAUCGACAGCAAUUAUCGCAAUGAAUUUCGCGACCGAUAUCACGACGACCAAGAUUAUCCAGGUCUCAGGACGCCCUCGUUAUUGUCUAGCCCAAGUGUGGCUUCGAGUCUCGGAUUCUCCACCGGCCGCGUGAGCCCCCAUAAGAGAGCAGAGUCUGUACAUUCGAGAUUAUCUUCCAUAAACGACUCAUCCCGCAAUUCUUCUCCUUCUGAGCGCCGGAGUCACCGACCGCGGAACAGUCGCGAUGUCUUGGCGCAAAGGUUGAGCCAGCUUGCUCACGAGCUUACCUCUGGCGAAGAUGAUCUUCUUGACGAUAGUGGCGUCGACAUUCUCACCGCGCAACUGGAUCAGCUGGAAGGGACAAAGAUGCUUAAGAAGACUGUCUCAUUUUCCGUGCCAUCAACACCAUCACCGCGACCAAACAUUCGACGACCAGUGAGCUUGGAUAUGUACAGCCCUGGCGAAUCUAUCUUCAGUACCCCAGGCUCGGCGUUUAAGACACGAUUCUCAGACUUGGGCGCAUCUAUUAGAAGGGAUCCUGAACCAGAACCGACACCAGAACCUGAUCCUCCACCAAACCUGGGAAUGACGGUGGUACAGGCGAAGAAGGUUAUUCAAGAAGUUACACAACUUAACGAGGAAAUGUCUCAACUUGUUGAAAACCUCAAGGCUAGACAAGAAGAGUCUGAUCAUAUUCAAGGCCUUCUCAUUGAGCGUGCCGAGCGUGCUGCUCAGCGCAUUAUCUUCCUUCAAAACCGCAUAUCUCAUCUUGAGCAAGAACUGCGCGAGAACGAUGAUGAACUCCAGUAUCUUCGCAUUUGUCUCAAAGCUGUUGAGAUUCAAAUGCCUGCACACCCCGAUAAAGAACUCCAAAGAUGCAUAUCCUCCUUCAAGAAAGAUUACCAAGCCCUCAAACGAAAACGUGUCAACCGCUCCAGUAUCGCCAGUUUAUCCAGUCUCGGUUCGCCUUAUCCUGGAUCGCCAGCAUGA
Molecule: messenger RNA, 1167 nt
Organism: Fusarium coffeatum
Lineage: Eukaryota; Fungi; Ascomycota; Sordariomycetes; Hypocreales; Nectriaceae
Exons: 3
Coding region: 1-1167 (388 amino acids)
Source: RefSeq, a predicted model, not a curated record